CCAGUGAAAGAGUGUUAAGACAUUGGCCUGGGACACAUUGAGAACCAGGGCCAAGAUUGUAUAGGGCUAUCUAUAUAACUGGUCUUCAACCAUGACUGGGGCUAAGAAUGAGAGUAGAAACAAAGCCAAAACUCAAAAAAGGGCUGGUAUACAAGCUGAAGCAAAGAGGGAGUCUACUGCCAUAGUCAGACCUGUAUCCAAGACCCAGGACAAAGCACUAGCCAAGGCAGGGUCUCAAGCUGAUGCAGCGGCAGUGGCGAAAGCAAGGUCUAAGAACAGGAUUGUUACUGAGAUAAGGGAAAGAGCCCUGGCAGAUUUCAGUCCCAAAGCUGAAGAUGAGGCCACUAGAGUAUCUGGGAUGUCUUCUGUGUCUGAGGCUACUGCUGAGUCCAGGUCCAUAUGUAAAGAUAAGGCUGGUGUUGAUACCUGGUUUUGGGCUGGGGAAGAGGCCAAUGUUGGUUCCUGGUUUUGGAAUGGAGAAGAGGCUAGUAAUCGUUCCAGUGCUAAGGAUGAAGGUAAAGCUGGUAUUGGUCCCCCAUCCUGUGCUGAAAAGUUAGAGCCUGUGGCUGGGGCCGGCUGCAGAGCUAGGCCAGGGACUGAGGAGGAGGAGGAAGAAAAUGUUAUUGGGAACUGGUUUUGGGAUGGAGAUGAAACUAGUUUUGAUCCUAAUCCUAGACCUGUGAGUAGGAUAGUUAGGCCCCAGCCUGUGGAUGAAAUUAAUGAAAAAAAUAGGCCCAAGGACUGGUCUGAGGUAACUAUCUGGCCCAAAGCCCCUGCUGUAACUCCAGCAGUGUUAGGAUUUAGAUCCCAAGUCCCAUUUGAGACAAAGCCUCCUUCAUAUAUUGUCCUGGCCUCAGCUGAGGAAAACACCCAUUCUUUGCCUGUGGCAACAACAUGCCCUUCUAGGAGCACUACUUCAUGUUCACAGCCUGUCCCUGAGUACCCAUUUGGUUCUGACCCUUGCAUCCAGACUAUAGAGGAGAUUAGACGCCAAAUCAGGAUCAGGGAAGUGAAUGGGAUUAAGCCAUUUGCUUGCCCUUGCAAAAUGGAAUGCUACAUGGAUUCUGAGGAAUUUGAAAAACUUGUUACCUUACUUAAGUCAACUACUGAUCCUCUCAUUCAUAAAAUAGCUCAAAUUGCAAUGGGGAUCACUAAUGUUCAUCCCUUUGCCCAAGAGUUUAUUAAUGAGGUGGGUGUAGUGACGCUUAUUGAAAGCUUGCUCAGUUUUCCUUCCUCUGAAAUCAGAAAAAAGGCCGUAAUUACUCUGAAUCCUCCCUCUGGGGAUGAGAGACAACGCAAGAUUGAAUUACACGUUAAGCAUAUGUGUAAGGAAACCAUGUCUUUCCCCUUGAACUCACCUGGACAACAAUCUGGAUUAAAGAUACUAGGGCAACUGACUGCUGAUUCUAACCAUCACCACAUUGUUGCCAAUUACUUUUCAGAGCUUUUCCACUUGCUAUCCCUGGGAAAUCGUAAAACCAGAAAUCUUGUUUUAAAAGUACUUUUGAAUAUGUCUGAAAAUCCAGCUGCAGCCAGAGACAUGAUCAAUACAAAGGCCUUAGCAGCAUUAAAACUCAUCUUUAACCAGAAAGAGGCAAAAGCCAAUCUCGUUAGUGCUGUGGCCAUAUUUAUUAACAUAAAGGAGCAUAUCAGAAAGGGUUCAAUUGUAGUUGUUGAUCACAUGAGUUACAAUACACUGAUGGCCAUUUUCCGUGAAGUUAAAGUAAUUAUUGAAACAAUGUAAAAUGAGGCAGAAAUAAAAGUGAAUGCUUUGAACAAUCUAAUAGGCUGUGUAUUCCUAAAGAGCCUUGCAUAAUGUUUUGAUUAUUACAGUGUAUAUGUUAUAAAUCACAUCUGUAAUGUGACAUGACCUGCAAUAGUCUCUAGGUUUGAGCUAGACCAUUUUUGAGAU
This is a messenger RNA of Odobenus rosmarus divergens (Pacific walrus), 1912 nucleotides long. Its product is annotated as basic helix-loop-helix domain containing, class B, 9. The coding region runs from base 92 to 1744 and encodes 550 amino acids. The transcript has a single exon. Lineage: Eukaryota; Metazoa; Chordata; Mammalia; Carnivora; Odobenidae. The record is from RefSeq and is a predicted model, not a curated record.